AUUACGGGCAACAGUACACCAGCGUUGGGCGACACGAAACGACGCCCGAUAUUCUUAUAAAAACGACGUCGCGUAAAUCUUUUGUUUUGAUUUCUGUAGCGAUGCAUCCGUUAUGUUUGUUUAAUGAAAAGGUGUGAAAAAAGUGCGGAAUAUUUUAUGUAAAGUGAUCUUAUCAGUGUGGGAUGGUCUAAUUUUAAACGUAGAACCGUCGAUUCUAGAUAUUCCCGGCUCUUAAUUAUUUUCCUACCAAAAAAAAAAAUGCCCUAACCCAAAUUGUGUGAUACCUACGCUUGUUCUACGUGUUUGUACUGUUUUAAAACAAAAAUAAAAAGGAAAAAUAUUUUUUUUUUUUGGAAAAUUCUCGUAGACCAGCGAUGACAGUGACAGAUCGGCUGAAAAGGUGACUUGUGUCGUGUGAAACCGGCCUCGGACGGAACGUAGAUGUUAGUUCGCAGUUGUUGUACGAUAACAGUCGUGAGAUCGGUAUCGAAUGAGAAUGUUGCACCAAAUGGACGCGUAUAGCGAAAAAUUAUCGGCUGGUGGUGGCGCUAGUGUCGUCGUAGGCCCUAUCAGCCCUAAUCAUUCUUCUAUAUUGGAUUCCAACGUAAAUAGGAUGCAUCCCUAUUUGAAACAAGUCGCCAACGGUGCUGUCACUAAAAGUUCCCUGGUCAUGAACAACAACAACAACAACAAUUUAACGAACCAAGCCAAUAACAACAACAACAACAUCAGUAGUCACAAUAAUAAUUUGUUGAAUGCAACAAACGCGAAUGUGGUGGCGUCGCAAGCCCAAUCGAAAAUCGUCGGGGCCGAACAACAGGAACAACCGGACAGCGACACUAUAAAAAUGUUUGUGGGACAAGUGCCUCGUUCUAUGGAUGAAACUGAACUCCGGAAAAUGUUCGAAGAAUACGGCAGAGUACAUUCUAUAAACGUAUUGAGGGAUAAAGCCACCGGAGCCAGUAAAGGUUGUUGUUUCGUGACAUUUUUCACAAGGAAAGCCGCCCUUCAGGCACAAGACGCUCUGCAUAAUGUGAAGACUUUGAACGGGAUGCAUCAUCCAAUUCAGAUGAAACCGGCCGACAGCGAGAACAGAAACGAACGAAAAUUAUUCGUCGGUAUGUUGAGUAAGAAACUGUGCGAAAACGACGUGCGCGCCAUCUUCAACGGAUACGGCACCAUCGAAGAAUGCACCGUUUUGAGAGAUCCGGCCGGCAAUUCUCGCGGUUGCGCCUUCGUCACUUUCGCUUCGAAACAGUCCGCCUUAAGUGCCAUAAAAGGUCUUCACCAAUCCCAAACGAUGGAAGGUUGUUCGGCGCCGUUGGUGGUGAAAUUCGCCGAUACGCAAAAAGAAAAGGAAAUGAAAAGGCAACAACAGUUGCAAGCUAACGUUUGGAACGCUCUCGCUGCUCCGACUCUAGCUUCGCCGCCGCAGCAAUUUUCUCCGGUCCUACCGACGGAAACGGCGUCGUUGCAACUACUUCAAGCUAUGGGCGGCGCCGGUUUAUUACAACAACAAUUCCUCAAUAGUACGGAUAAUCUAUUAGCUCCGAUAGGGAUGCAAAAUCUGGUGACUCUGGCGGCUAUGUCGCAACCGGCUACCGCGGCUACCGCCCCUCUGUGUAUGGCCAGUUUGUUGGGUAAGGGCGCGGGGGUCGAAAGGACGCUUAACGCGAGUUUACAUCCAGCGGCGAUCUCGACGCCCGAUUUAUCGUCGUACGGAUCGUUGAUUAGUAACGCUACGAUUAAUGCGGCUGCGCUGGCGGCGGCGGGAAAACAAAUCGAAGGUCCGGACGGUUGCAAUCUAUUCAUCUAUCAUUUACCCCAAGAAUUUACCGAUACUGACCUGGCGUCGACGUUUCUUCCUUUCGGUCCCGUCAUAUCUGCCAAGGUGUUUAUAGAUAAACAGACGAAUCUGUCGAAAUGUUUCGGUUUCGUGUCAUUCGAUAACGGACAUUCGGCCCAACAAGCCAUAUCGGCGAUGAACGGAUUCCAAAUAGGCACCAAAAGGCUAAAAGUACAAUUGAAAAGAGCCAAGGAUGCCUCGAAACCUUACUAGCCAAAGAAGAGGAAAGGAAACCUAGUCAGACAACGCCCGGGAAUUAUUUCAAACAUUUCGUCAUAUGAAAAGGUAUUAAGGGGGGCUUUGUCCGACUAGUCUACUAUCCAGCACAGUGCCAGUGCAGUGCGUCUCAGGAUCUAGCUGCUAUUUUUAUGAACUGUGAGAUAUUUUUAAUAGUUAACUGCGGUCGAAACGCCGCUUUAUAAAUUCAAAAUUAUGUAUAUGACGAGGAUGUUCGACUUUAUUUGGAUUAAACGGAGAUUUUGAUCGAAAAAAUGAAAAAAUUGAAAAAAAUAAAAAAAAAACAAAAUGCUAGCGGUUUGGUAAAGUGAAUGGCCAGUAAAAUUUACGUCAGCUAGAAACGCCAAAAAAAAAAACAUACGACUGAAAAAAAAAUUGUGGGCCGAAACAAAAUACGAAACUAUAUAAUUUUAUUUUUAAAGUUUAUUAAUCGAAUUUGCUAAAAUUUUUAAAAUUAAUCUACAUUUUUUAUCAUAUUUUUUAAUAAUUAUUGUUAUAAUUGCAGUGGGAAAAACAGGGGAGGGGGGCGUUGAUCUAUUUGAAAUAUAUUUUUGCUUUUUUCUCCAUUCGAAUUCAUAUUUUUCCCCCAAUUUCAAAAAUAGAAUGUUUUUCAUCAUUUCCCGAAUUUUGAAUAAUAGAAAUAGGGGGGGGGGGCUUCAAUGUGGCAGAAAACUUCGCCUUUUUACAUUCCUCUCUAAUCGAAUUCGUAUUUAUUCCCCUAAUUUCAAAUAUGGAAUACUUGGUUCAUUUUUUUUUUUUUUUUCAUUUUUUUCUAAUUUUUAGACCUAAAUUAAUUGCAAUAAAAAAUCGUAUUUUUGUAAUUUGGAAAAAAGCAUCAAUGUGACAAGAAACUUUGCCUUUUCUGUAUUUUUUUUCCCAAUUUUUCAUCGAGUUUUACUUUUUUUUCGUUAAUUGCAAUUAAAAUUCGUUUUUAUAAUUUCAAUAACAAAAAUAGGGGGCCACUUAAAUUAUUAAAAGACUUUUCCGAAUUUUCAUAAUUCAAAUAAUAAAAAGCAAAGGGCAUUAAAAUGAAAUCAAUUCCAAUAAUGAUACCCUCAGGGGGGUUACUCCCUUCCAAAUAUUUUUCUCUCUAUAUUUGUUUUAUUUUUUGAAAUAGUAAGAAUUUUUUCAUAAUUUCAGUGAGAAAAACGCGAGGGGGCGUACAUUCUUUUCUAUUUUUUUGCCCAACUUUACCCUGUUGAUUGAUUGAAAUGAAAAUCACAUUUUUAUAAUUCAAAUAAUAAAAAUCAGGGGGCGCUAAUGUGUUUAAUUCAAUUUUUCUUCUUUUAUAUGACUUUUUUCACAAUUAAUUAAUUGACAUAAAAUUUUUUUUUCUUAUAAUUUUAAUAAUAAAAACCCAAGGGGAGUUUUACUAUUUCAAAUAAUUGAUUCGCGUUUUCGUUUUUCUCUUUUUCACGUCCAAUUUUUAAAUUGUUAAUAAAUUGCAAUAAAACGAAUAUUAAUUAAAUUUAUUUCGGAUAAUUAUUAUCAAAAAUGAUAAAAAAAUGAAUAUAAAACGGAAUUUUUGAAAAAAAUACUUUAAAAAUAAAUGAAACACUGGUGGUUCCAUUAAAAAUAUAUAAAUUUGUAUUGUUGCUUUGGAACACCCUGUACGUACCUGAUGAUUCGCCCUGUUGUUGUUUAUCGUUUGUUUAUAUGUGAAAAUUUCAAACUGUACAGUUUGUCGUCCAUUUAUAUGAAAAUACAAAUUUUAUUAUAUUCACAAAAAAUGGGGCUUUUAAAUUUAGAAAAAAAAAUUUUUCGCUUCUCCCAGUUUUUUUUUCGUUUAAAAAAAUUGUGAUCAAUAAAACGUAAAUAAUUUUUCAAAAAUAAAUCAUUUUUUAUAGUUUUAUGAAAUUUUAGUUGCUUUUAAAUAUGAUAAUUUGUUGUAAAGGGGGUCAAAACAUAUAUAAAAAAAAUUUAAAUAAUUCUUAAAAAUAUAAUCGUAAACGACGUAAUUCUAAUAAAUAAAUGGAAAAUAAUUUAAUUCCCAGAAUCAUUAUUAGGUUAAAAUCAAUCAUUUAGAAUAAAAUAUUUUUUUUGCAAUUUUUGGAGACCAUCAUGGCUCUGGUUUUUUGUUAAAAUAAACUCUAUACAAAGGGACAAAAUUUAUUUGAUCCAUUUGUAUAUGAAUUUUUUUUGAUAAAUUUCAAUUGUCACAAUCUAUCCAAAUAAUUUCGUUAAAAUUAAAAAAAAUCUAUUUAUUUCUUUACGAUUAACCACGGAUAUUUUUCAACGUUCCCCACCUAUUUUAUAUCAAUUCUUUUUAUUUUCGAAUGUAUUGAAAAAAAUUUCACCUUAAAUUUUUUCUAAAUUAAUAAAUUAAAUAGAAAAAAUUAUUAAUAAAUUAAAAAAAUUGAUUUUAUUGAAUUUUAUUAGGGAAACUGUUGAUUUUGGAAAAAAAUUACGACAUCCAAAAAUAUUUUAAAUAAUAUUAAAAAAAAGACGAAAAAUAAAAUUUCGAGUUUCCAUUUUCUAUAUUUUCUCGUUUAAACACCCUGUAUAUAUUCAAAAGUAUUGGUAUUUUUAUUUUCGAAAUUUUUCUUGUAAAUUCUGCAUAUUUAAAAAAAAAUAAUCUCAAAGUUUCUUUUUGAAACUGAUAAAUUGAGUAGGAAAAAAUAUCGAUAAAUAAAAAAAUUGAUUUUAUUGAAUUUUUUUAUUAAAAGCUUUGAUUUUAAAGAAAAAUUACCUCAUCCAAAAAUAUUGUAAAUGUUUAGAGAAUGUUAAAAAAAAACGAAAAAAAAAUGUUCGUCGUCAUUUUCUAUGUUUUCUCGUAUAAACACCCUGUAUAUAUUAAAAAGUUGAUGGUAUUUUUUGUUAUUUUUACCGUUUAAAAAAUUAGCUUACCGCUAACAUUAUUUCACAGAACUCCGUUUAAUCUAAACCGAUUUUUUCUUUUAUUUUCUUGUUUUUUUUUCCUUUUAAUGGGGUUUAUUUAUGUCGUGUUGGUUCGACGAAGUUUUUCUUUUAUUUUUAUGUUGUUCGUGGCUUCUAGCGCGUAAAGCACAUCCUAUGUUGUUUAUUUACAUAUAUAAAAAAAUUUUGAAAAAAAUCUAGGCCAUAUAUAUGUGAAAAUAACGUUGAGUGAUUAAUUUCGUUUUUGUUUUGGAGUCUACCUAGUUUGUUGGUAGUGACUAUUUUUCCAGCCGGCUUAUUUUCACGUUAGUCGGACGAAUAGUUAUUGUUUUUAUUAUUAUUAUUAUUAAUAUCCGUUUCUUUUUCUUUUUAAUUUAUAUGAACAAGUGAAACAUCUGGAGCAUGAACUUUUUUGAAUUGUACCUUUAUUUUUUAUUGUUAAUGAUUAAACCAAAGUACAGACCAAAAAAAAA
Messenger RNA from Diorhabda carinulata, 5412 nucleotides. Its product is annotated as CUGBP Elav-like family member 2. The record is from RefSeq and is a predicted model, not a curated record. The transcript is spliced from 9 exons. Gene Ontology annotation, biological process: mRNA splice site recognition; regulation of alternative mRNA splicing, via spliceosome. NCBI's taxonomy places the organism in Eukaryota, Metazoa, Arthropoda, Insecta, Coleoptera, Chrysomelidae. Gene Ontology annotation, cellular component: cytoplasm; ribonucleoprotein complex; nucleus. Gene Ontology annotation, molecular function: mRNA 3'-UTR binding. Bases 491 to 2059 code for a protein of 522 amino acids.